AUGGUACAUUCACCAUUCUCUACAGAAUUCUAUAAUUCUUACCCGGUGGCUCAUUCUCACCACGCUAUUUCUUCGGUACAUCAUCUCGAUAAUAUGUCAAAGUCUCCAUACAAUGGUAGCGAUAAUUUUUCCAAGAAAAGAAAGCAAGAUUUUCAAUAUCCAAUAACCGCAGUACAAGAAUGUUAUUUACCUCCCAAUCAGCAAAAAUCACAAUUGAUAUAUUCACAACAAUCACAGCAACUUAAUGUAGCAUACCAACAAUAUACCCCUACCGCUACUAUGUUGAAUCCGGCUACUUGGAGUGAAUAUGUUCGUUCAAGUCCUUCGACACCAACAAAUUCUCCUUCACGUUCCGACAUACAACAUAAUAGUGGAUCUCAAAAUGGUGCUUAUAACAUGGAUUAUCUUAUUUCUGAUAAUUUAUCUGGAAACAUGACAUUGUCAACUUCUGAUAACAAUUUUGGAUUGGAGAAUUUUUAUGAAACCUCGAUUCCAGUUAAUACAACAUCAGAAUUUUCAAACAGCUAUGGAUACGGUGAUAUCACAAACGCGUCCAUUGCUGCUUCUGUCGGUAACUCUCCAAUAUCUAGUCCUGAUGCGUGUGGUGAUUCAUUAUGUCAUCGUAAUCAGGCCAAUGAUGUUAAUGCAACAGAAAGCCACAUUGAAUCAAGAAAAAACUCUGUUAAUGAUUUGUCGUAUGAGAAUCUUCAACCCUUGGAUGAGCUAGCCGCAGCAGCAGCAAUGAUCUCCUGUGGUCGUGAUAACAAGACGUACACACCAAUAGUAGUUGAUUCAAUAAGUUCUACGAAUGUUAGAAAUAACCGUAAACCCCAUUUAAUGCCCUUGAAUAUUACAACUAAUCCGUCAGAUAUGUAUCGCCUUGGUGACAUGUCGACUGAAUUUGGAUUUGAUUCUCUUGCGAGUUCUCCGUCUCCCGCUGUCACUAUGCCUCCUACACCAGUUUUUUUUGAACCAGGCUUCCUUGAUGGCGUUACUAAUCCGACGAUUUCUGAUAAUUUUACUUUCAACUUAAAUCCUGAAUUAGCAACAGAUCAAUUGCUUGAAAGCGCUACUACAAUCUCACGAUCUCAUAGUUAUGAUAAUAUGUCAUCGCCUCAGCACGGUUCCGUUUUUACAUCUGAAAAGAUAAUCGACAACCCGCAAACAAUUACUCCAGCUGCUAUUACCAUUACUCAACCGAACUUUGCACCGAUGAUUACACAAACUCCGAGCAAUCUUGAUUUGGAAACUGAUUAUUUCAGUGUUAAACAACUUUGUCAACAACGUCCUGUUGCUAGAAGUCGUAGAAAUAGUUCAGUUAGUAAUCCACCAAAUAUUAAGGCUGAACCACGUACACCUGCCCUUUCACCACCUGAAUCUCCUGGCACUUCAAUGUCAUCUAUUAGUUCCUCACCACCAUCGCCGUCUCCUCCGCACACACCAACUUACAUGCGUAGAGUGUCUAUUUCCCCUACCAUCAUGGAAGAAGAAGAAGAUAUGAUGACUUCAUCUGCAAACACCAAUAAUCUUGCGCUUGUUGUUUCUAAUUAUGGUACAGAUAUGUCUUCAAAUGUCAAUCAGAGGCUUUCUCAGAACGCUACGGUUAAUCAUAUGAGGCCAGUUAUUCAACAAUACUUGAAUUCUACUAAUCCAGCUGCGAUGGGCGAAAAAACAGUAAUGGUCUUGACCUCAAAAGUUGCACAAAAAUCUUACGGUACAGAAAAAAGAUUCUUGUGCCCCCCACCUACAACAUUGAUUUUGGGAUCAAACUGGUGGUCUCCGCACAAUAUUGGACAUUCACAAUCAUCCAUGACAUAUAGCCCGCCAAAAAUCUCUGUGGGUAUUUCUGGUGAACAAGGACAUCAACAAGGAAUUCUUGAAUGCAUUAGUUCAUCCGGAAAUCCUCUUGAUCCUAAUGCGUGUUCAGAAAUGGCUUUCAGCGGAAAAUGUGUUUCUAAACAUUUAUAUAUUAAUGACGCUGAUGAAAAACGGAAAAGAGUAGAAGUUCUUGUGAAUAUUCAAAGCUCUAUGGGUCAUGAUUUCGGAACUUUUGCGAUGUGCAUUCAUCACGGGACUACAAUUUCACUUUUUAAUCGUAUUCGUUCUCAAACAGUAUCCACCAAGUAUCUUGGUGUUUCAAUGCAAAAUAACAAUCAAACGUUUGGUCCUUGGAAUUACAAUAAUGGUCAUAUGCAAUCAAGUCAAAAUGAACAACCCCACCCUUGCUUCGUUGCUCGUACUGGAAGUUGGGAUCCAUUCAUAAUUUGGAUAGUUGAUCCUCGUUAUGUAAAGGGUAAAGAUGAUCAUCCUCCUCAGCAGUCAACUAACGCAAAUUUCCCCCGCCCACCACCUGCUGCCAUUAAAUCAAAUAAUGGGAAUCCCAUCCCAAUUCAUUACAACCAACCUAUAGUCUUGCAAUGCUUAACAACUGGAAUGACAAGCCCAACUAUGAUUAUUCGUAAAGUGGACAAAGGUAGCAUGGUUAUUGGAGGUGGUAUUCUUGAUUCUAAUGGGCAUGGUGAAGCUGAAGAAGCUUUAGGUGAUCCGGUUUCACAACUUCACAAAGUUGCGUUUCAAAUUAAGGAUUCCAGUUUAUCUUCACCUUCAACCUCUCCGACAUUUCAAUCCCCAAAUAAUCAACAUCUCCCGGGACCUGGUACAUAUCUCGCUUGUCUAGGCGAUGUUGUAGGAAUGCAACGUGCGAAUGAAGGCCGAAAAAUAAUAACUCAACCAUCGACUGUACCAAUUAAUACCAAUUUCUUGGACAUGAAGACCAAUUCUCCAAUUUCUUCGCCUACCGACAUCUCAUCUGCAGUUGCAGCUUGGGCAUCUCCUACUACAAAUUUUUCCAUGGAUUCAACUACAUUACCUGAAUCUGCUGUGGUUACUGCUGAAGGUGGAAAAGUUAUUCGCAAGCGGCGUGUUUCCUCAUCAGUGGUGGUUAGGCCUACUACAACACUAUCCAAAGCUGCAUUGACAAAGAACAGAAGAAGGGUAAAUAGUUUAAGUGGUGUAGCAAGUGAAGUUGAUCUUGCGAAAUUCGCCAGCGUCAGAAAUUCUGUUGGUCAUCGGCACCAUGAUAAUGCUGGUGCAUUAUGGACCGAAGAUGUAACCGAUGCUGCUGUAUGGACGAUUGUUGGAACUGAUUGUGCAUCGUAUACGUUUUAUUCUCCACAAAACUUAAUUUCUGGAUCAAUGAGCCCAUCUCAUCAUCUUUCAUCAUUAUCGCUGCCCAUGCCAGUAACUCCAUUACCAAGCAUUUCAAACAUUAUUAGCACUACAUCAUCAUCCUGUUCAAUUCCUACAUCACAACUUCAGCACUCAACAACCCCAAACACUAUAACUAUAUAUGGUGAUAACUUUACUCGAGAUCUGAUGGUAUGGUUUGGGGAUAUUCCAAGCCCGAAAACAGAGUUUAGAUCUAAAGACUGUCUGGUGUGCUGGUUACCAGAAGAGUUGAUGUAUGAAAUAGAACAUAAUAAUAAUAUUAAACGGGACAUUUCUGGUCUUCAGGGCCGUCAUCUUCAUUGGAUUCCUAACGGAAGGAUUAGCAUGAGUGGUAGACCAAUUUUGUUAAGUCGUAACGAUGGUGUAGUGUUUAAAACAGGAAAAGUGUGGCCUUAA
Cetraspora pellucida is the source of this 3624-nucleotide messenger RNA. Lineage: Eukaryota; Fungi; Glomeromycota; Glomeromycetes; Diversisporales; Gigasporaceae. The record is from the annotation of a GenBank genome assembly.